This is a messenger RNA of Prorocentrum cordatum, 330 nucleotides long. The record is from the annotation of a GenBank genome assembly. NCBI's taxonomy places the organism in Eukaryota, Dinophyceae, Prorocentrales, Prorocentraceae.
GCUAAGAAGGGUUCCCACGAGAAACUCGAGAAGGCGUUAGCUCGCAGGGCGGUGCUCGAUAAGGAAGCCGACGAGUUCGACGCUCACCUGCAUGACCUCAUGACGAAGGAUAUGUCCAAUCCCGAGGUGCCGGCGCAGGCCACCAGGAUCAUGGCGAGUGGGGUCUUCAAGCAGCCAGAGCUUGACGUCUCGGGGCCAGCGUUCAGUUGGGAGGAUCGUGGCGGCUUCGAGGCCUUCAAGACGCAUUACCUGGAGCAUUUGGGCGAGUAUGAGAAGCGCAUGGGCGAGAUGCGCAAGAAGCGCAAGACCGACACGGGUGAUGCGGCACAG